This is a messenger RNA of Helianthus annuus (common sunflower), 390 nucleotides long. RefSeq lists its product as uncharacterized. NCBI's taxonomy places the organism in Eukaryota, Viridiplantae, Streptophyta, Magnoliopsida, Asterales, Asteraceae. The transcript has 2 exons. The record is from RefSeq and is a predicted model, not a curated record. The coding region runs from base 1 to 390 and encodes 129 amino acids.
AUGGCUUAUGGGAAGGGUUGUCAUUUGCCAAUGGAGUUAGCGCAUCGGGCUUAUUGGGCGAUCACUACGGUUAAUGCGGACUACAACGAAGCGGGGAAAAUGAGGAAGUUACAAUUGUGUGAAAUUGAAGAGCUUAGAGACGAGGCGUAUGAAUGUGCAUCGGCGUAUAAGGACAAACUCAAGAAGCUUAAAAGUAAAUGGAUGGGCCCAUAUGUUGUUCGGCGAGUUGGAAGGUUUGGUGACGUAGACAUCCAAGACGAGCAAACACUAAAACAACAAACGGUGAACGGUCACCGGUUGAAACCGUACUUGGAGGGGAACGACAUUAACAACUUGGAGCUUGACAAAGUGGGCUACAUUCUACGCCCGGUCGAUGAGGAACAACCAUGA